UUAAAUUUUCUUUUGUUUUCCUCAUUGCAGGCUCCCCUCGCGCUGUACUGCUUUGCCAACAGUCAAAUCAGCACUGCCCUCAAACUGCUGUACCGCGCCCGGUAUCUGGCCACGAUCGUGUGCGGCGACAACCACCCGGACAUUGCCCUGCUGGACAGCAACAUCAGCUUGAUUCUGCACGCCGUCGGCGAGUACGAACUGUCGCUGCGCUUCCUCGAGCACGCCCUCGCUCUGAACAUCAAGUACUACGGUGAAAAGUCCCUGAAGGUGGCCGUCAGCUACCACUUGGUGGCGCGGACACAGAGCUGCAUGGGUGACUUUCGGUCGGCUCUGAACAACGAGAAGGAAACGUACGCCAUCUACAAGCAGCAGUUGGGUGAGGCCCACGAAAAGACCCAGGAAUCGUCCGAGUGUCUGCGCCACCUGACCCAGCAAGCGGUCGUCCUGCAGAAGAAGAUGAACGACAUCUACUCGAACGGCAAGCUGACGACGGGUCUGCCGCCGAUUCACAUCCAGCCACCGUCGAUGGGCUCGGUGCUGGACAUGCUGAACGCAAUCAACGGUAUUAUCUUCGUACAAAUUAGUUCCAAAGAGAUUGCCAACCUGAAGAACGAGAUCGAGAAGCGCCAAAAGGAGGGCGGUGCCGCGGGAGAAUUCAGCGUGGCGCAGGCCAACCAGGUAGAGGUGGACCGCCUGCUGACGGAGACGAUGGCCAAAACGGCGGCCGGUAUCCCGUUCGAGGAGCAGGACAAGUACGAGCUUCCCUUGCCGGCGGCGACGACCGGGGAUGAGGCCAGCAGCAGUAGUAAAGCCAACCCGGUGGCCACGUCCAUCUGAAAAUCUGGCCGCUAUUUAACUCAUCAUCCCACGCGGCACUGAAAAGAACACACACACAAAAGCACACUUUUCUACUGAAAACACACAACUUACUUAUACAAUAAUCAUCGAGAAGGAAGGAAGGAAGGAAGAAGUUAGUUCUUUAGUUGAGUUGAGAGAACAUGUAGGUUGCGUUUGUUUUUUCCCUAGUUGGUACGCUCCAGAGGUUAGUUUUAGGAGCGGAUUUAGAAGUUGAACUUUAGGUUUGUUAAACGUGAGUAGAAGAUGAAGGAGAAAACUUUGUUCAAUAAGUCUCGCGCGAUCCGUUCUUCUCUUUCCAACUCGUUAUUAUUUCCUAUUUUUUUACUUUUAAUUUUAGAGAGCUAGACGCUUUUUUCCGUAGAGUUUUAGAAUGUUAUGCAGCUUAAACGACGCACAUAAAGAAACGAUUUCCGUUUUGCCACCACAUUUUGUAUUCUUUCGCGAUUCUCUUUGUUACAAAAGUAAACUAAUUAAAAGAAAACAUGUUACAUGAAAAAUGGUCAAACCAAACUAAAAGACACCGUGCAAUAAAACACACACACAUAAACAUGCUUGCAAUAAAGAAAAGGAGAAAAAUUGAAAAUAUAUCACCAAAAACUCAUUCAAAAUGCGCUCUAGUCAGCGAUGUUCAUCAACUAAAAAGCAUGAAAAAAAACAAAUCCAUAAUUAUACCCAAGAAGGAAAAAAAUAAGCAAAUUAUGCAAACAAAACCCCAAUUUAAAAAAACACAACUCUCCUCUUAGGUAGUCGGUAGGAUUCCGAAAGAGAAAAGAAGAAAAAAAACGGAACAAGAUUUUAGUUUCUAGUUAGUGGUGCCGAAGAAGGCGCAAAACUGACUGUGGAAGUGUGAAUCAUACACAAGCAAGCAAGCAAACAACAAUACCAAGUAGAGAAACCCAUGUAGACUUUCGAAUUGUGAGGAAAUACAUUAAAUUCGCGAA
Messenger RNA from Culex quinquefasciatus (southern house mosquito), 1799 nucleotides. Its product is annotated as clustered mitochondria protein homolog. Gene Ontology annotation, molecular function: mRNA binding. The transcript is spliced from 4 exons. The record is from RefSeq and is a predicted model, not a curated record. The coding region runs from base 310 to 837 and encodes 175 amino acids. Gene Ontology annotation, biological process: intracellular distribution of mitochondria. Lineage: Eukaryota; Metazoa; Arthropoda; Insecta; Diptera; Culicidae. Gene Ontology annotation, cellular component: cytoplasm.